Molecule: messenger RNA, 186 nt
Organism: Caenorhabditis briggsae
Lineage: Eukaryota; Metazoa; Nematoda; Chromadorea; Rhabditida; Rhabditidae
Exons: 1
Coding region: 1-186 (61 amino acids)
Source: RefSeq, a predicted model, not a curated record
AUGGGACCCGAGACCCGGAAACCCGGAAGCCCGGAAACUCGGAAGCCCGGAAACCAGGAAGCCCGGAAGCCCGGAAGCCCGGAAGCCCGGAAGCCCGGAAGCCCGGAAGCCCGGAAGCCCGGAAGCCCGGAAGCCCGGAAGCCCGGAAGCCCGGAAGCCCGGAAGCCCGGAAGCCCGGAUUCAUAA